This is a messenger RNA of Nicotiana tabacum (common tobacco), 1611 nucleotides long. RefSeq names its product zinc finger CCCH domain-containing protein 48-like. NCBI's taxonomy places the organism in Eukaryota, Viridiplantae, Streptophyta, Magnoliopsida, Solanales, Solanaceae. The record is from RefSeq and is a predicted model, not a curated record. Gene Ontology annotation, molecular function: metal ion binding; protein binding.
UGAUCAAUUGUAAGGACACGAAAUACUAAAUUCUAGCUUUGACUAAAAUUUCAUUUUUUGGUUAAACAGUUACAACUGGGGCUGAUGGGUCGUCUUCAUCCUUCACAAGAUCACAAACAACGUACUACUAAAAAAUUAGUAGUAUGUAAACAUUGGUUGGCUGGCAAUUGUAAUAGGUUUCCCUGUCAAUUUCUACAUAGUAGAGAAUUAGUGGAACCAUCAUGGCCAAAGCAGCAGCAGCAGCAAUAUGCGAAGCGGUUUUCCGAUGAUCAUAAUCCGAAGAAGAAGAAGAAUUACAACAAUAAUACAUGGCGGAGGAGUAGUACUACUACUACUACUGCGGCUGGUGGUGGUGGAGUAGUUGUGACGAAUAAUAAUAAGACGGAGAAAGUUGUUUGUAAAUAUUGGGUUAAAGAGAAGUGUAACUAUGGAAACAGCUGUAAGUAUUUGCAUUCUUGGACUACAGGGAAUUGUUUCACAUUGUUGGCGCAACUCCAAGGGCACGAAAAAGUUGUUACAGGUAUUGCUCUGCCCUCAGGUUCCGAUAAGCUUUAUUCGGGGAGCACGGACAAGACUGUGCGAUUGUGGGAUUGUCAAUAUGGAACAGAUGCAGGGGUCUUCAAUUUAGAUGGUGAAAUUGGCUGUAUGUUAACUGAAGGGCCGUGGAUUUUUGUGGGGUUGCCUAAUUUUGUCAAAGCAAGACACACUCAAACAGGAACUGUCCUUAGCCUUAAUGGUCCAAUUGGACAAGUCUAUGCUCUUGUCUUUGAUGACAAUAAUCAUAUGCUCUUUGCUGGUACAGAGGAGGGGCCGAUAUUAGCCUGGAGAUUUGUUAAUGGGAGUAAUUUUGAACGAGCUGCAACAUUGAUAGGACACACACAUCACGUGGUAUCGCUGUUUGCUGGAGCGGGCAAUAUAUUGUAUUCGGGUUCCAUGGACAAGUCAAUAAGAGUAUGGAGCCUUGAAACUUUUCAGUGUUUACAAGUCUUGACAGAUCAUACAAGUACAGUUAUGUCUGUUCUUUGUUGGGAAGACUUCCUUUUAUCGUGUUCGUUGGAUAAAACGAUCAAGGUCUGGGCUGCAAACGAGAGCGGGAAUUUGGAGGUUACAUAUACCCAUCAAGAGGACAGUGGUGUGCUGACUCUAUGUGGUGUGCAUGACUCAGAAGCAAAGCCUGUGUUGCUGUGCUCUUGCAGUGAUAAUACUGUUCGCGUUUAUGAUCUGCCUUCCUUUUCGGAGAGGGGGAGAAUAUUUUCUAAGCAGGCUGUCCGGCGCAUCGAGAUUGGUCCUGGUGGUUUAUUGUUUACAGGUGGUGAAUCAGGUCAGGUUAGAGUCUGGAAGUGGUUAACUGAUCAUCAAUCCAGCAGUACAACUACAGCUUGAGAUUGGGUAGCCGUAUUUACAAAGAGACACUGUAGUUUUUAGCAUUACUGUCUUCUGUUUUUCUUUUCCUGUUGAGGAAAUGUAUGUACCAAUUGCAAACAAGAAUACAAAUAGUACCAAUUUUGAUUUCUCAGAGGUAGUACCUCUUAUAUAGCCUUGCCGUUUUGUUGCUUUAACUAUCAUUGAGCUCUCAAGUCCUUUUCUUCUGGUUUUUGUACUUGUAUUCAU